Molecule: messenger RNA, 1368 nt
Organism: Argiope bruennichi
Lineage: Eukaryota; Metazoa; Arthropoda; Arachnida; Araneae; Araneidae
Product: thymosin beta-like
Exons: 7
Coding region: 288-923 (211 amino acids)
Biological process (GO): actin filament organization
Cellular component (GO): cytosol
Molecular function (GO): actin monomer binding
Source: RefSeq, a predicted model, not a curated record
AAGAAAGCAAAUGCUCGCUUGCUCCAUUUGCGUAUGCAAUCUGCGAUUUUUACCAAAACCGGACACAAACUUUCUUGCAACACGAUUCGAUUCUGAAACCGAGAACAAAAUAUGUCCCUCGUUUAGGUCAGAAGAUCUUUUAUUUGAUGAUUCAGUGGAAUUUAAUGGGGUCAUCUAGGUGUUGAGGCAGGUGGACAUUCGUCGGUGUUUCCAUUUUGAUUUUUUUUCUCAGUGAGUUCCAAAUUUUUAGGUGAACGCCUCGAUUUUUCUCCGUCAUAUUUUGGAUAAUGGGAAACGAUUAUCAGAAAAUGUCUUCCCCAACAAAGAGCGAGUUGCCAAAGGUACCUACUCCUUUGAAAAACGAGUUGGCACAGUUUGAUUCUACUAAGAUGAAACAUGCAGAAACUCUUGAGAAGAAUCCACUACCCUCUAAGGAUGAUGUCCAGCAAGAGAAGGUCCAUAACAGUAUCCUACAUGAUGUAGAAGGAUUUGAACGCUCCAAAUUAAAAUCAACAGAGACCCAUGAGAAGACAGUCUUGCCAAAUGCAGAUGAUGUAGCCCAAGAACGAGUUCAACAAAACUUCCUGAAUGGUGUAAAGAACUUUAAGAGAAAUUCUUUAAAGCAAACUAGUACAGAUGAGAAAAUCAUACUUCCAACUCCAGAUGAUGUUGUACAAGAGAAAAUUCAUCAGAACAUAGUAAGUGGUGUGGAAACCUUUGAUAAAACUGCUUUACAUCACACAGAAACAAAGGAAAAGGCAGUCUUGCCAGGCCCUGAAAUUAUUGAGCAAGAAAAGGGACAUCAGAAGCUGGUGCAAGGUAUUGAAAAUUUUGAUACAUCAAAUUUGAAGCAUGCUGAAACACUGGAGAAAAAUCCUUUGCCAACUAAAGAAGCCAUUGCAAUGGAGAAAAGUGCUGCCUAGUUAUCUUCAAGCUGAAUCUGUUUCAACCACUCACAUUUUGUAUCUGUAGCGUUUAUGUGUAUAUCCACAAUGGAUCUCUUCCUUGUAUUUGUUGGAAAUGUAUCUAUUAUUACAGGUUUACUUAUAGAAAAACUUCAUAUUUUUAUAAGCUCAUGAAUAUGUUCUUGAUAAAGAAAUUUUGAAGAUUCAUAAUUAGUUCCUUUUUUUUUUUCUGGUACAAUGUGCAGAAUUUUCUACAUCAAGAUUUUUAAAAUUAUGUAAUAUUGAACUGACCGAAUCUGUUAUACUUUACUAGUCUAAGGCGGCAAUUCAUUUUCUUAUGGCUUUGUGAAAAUUUCAUUCCUGUUUCUAUGUAAGUUUACAUUUUUGAUACUUAAAUGGAUAUUUUUAAAUAUUUUGCUUGUGAAUUGUUUUUGUAUCUUCAUUAAAAGACUUAUGACAUAUA